Pseudocercospora fijiensis CIRAD86 is the source of this 2409-nucleotide messenger RNA. RefSeq lists its product as uncharacterized. The transcript is spliced from 6 exons. Lineage: Eukaryota; Fungi; Ascomycota; Dothideomycetes; Mycosphaerellales; Mycosphaerellaceae. The record is from RefSeq and is a predicted model, not a curated record. The coding region runs from base 1 to 2409 and encodes 802 amino acids.
AUGAUUUUGAGGCUAGGUCUACUUCCCCCAUAUCUCGCGCCCGAGGCACAUCGGCUAUUCGUCAUGGAACCGCUUACGACCGAUUUGACCCUCGAGUCCUUAUUCAGUGAGCAGGUUACCCUCACAGAACUGAUCGGAGACAAUUUGUCGGCGGCAGAAGAAGUCAAGAAGUGCCGGUUCCUCGAGGGCAUACCGGGCGAAAUACGGAAUCGCAUCUAUGAAUAUGCCCUGACUGGCAACAAUGGCGAAGCAACAUUGCAAUUUGGUGUCCUAGUGCCGCCGACAUUGCCACCAAGAGAACAGAGGCGAGAGAAGAAGGCUGCGAAGCUCAUGCGACUUCAGCAGCACAAUGAGACGCUCUCAAGAUUGAAGUCCGAACACCGAAGUCGCCAAAUUGACUUUGACGAGGAAAAGGCACGUAUCGAGGAACUGGAAGAAGACAUCCGAGAGAUCGAUCGGGAGUCGCGGUACAAAACGGACAAGACGCGGGCUCUAGACGGCAUGCGAAUACGUCUAGCUAGCCUCGAGGGCAAUGUGAGCCGUAUCACUAGCACGAUCGAGAUCAAAGACCGUAGUAGAAAGAGCUUGCUGCAUCCCGAAGAAGCCUCGACUCAUAUUAAGGGACCAUCCUCCAUCUACAUCGAGGACGAGAAUGUCAAAAAGGCAGUCCAUUCUUUCCGCGACAUCGACAAUAUGUUUGCACUCUCCCGCACCUGCAAACAGAUGCACCAAGAAUGCUCGGCGCUGGUCUACGAAUACAACAAGAUCAGAUUUGUUAUGAGAAACGUAGUGAAGGGCAGCUUCUUCGACGAGAACUUCUUCGACCAGGAUCUGAAGCACAUUGUCCAGCAGCAAACCAAAUACAACAAGCUGAAUAGGGUGAUCAUCGACCUGGGUGGCCUUGAAUCGUCUUUAGGGGGGACGCGUACACUCAAGGCGCAUAUGCGAAAAAACCAGGAGAGCCUCCGGAAGCUGCACAAGUCUUGCAAAUCACUCACAUUGCAGUAUGAAAGCGAGAUUCGGCAAGUUGGCCUCAGGUCGAAGCAUAAAUUGGCCUUUAAGCUUCUUCUGGAUCAUCCCGAGUCGGUCCUCUCCCAGUUCAACGAGACGCUGACGUCGUUGACGAUGCUAGGGUGGGAUGAUGUCAGGUCCAUGAGGGAAUGUCUGUUGACUGUGUUCUGGCCUGCAUGGGCUCUGCGCAAUGCCUCCAAGAUUUGCGCGGAGACGUCGCUAUUGGACACGCCCAUACCGUCAAUCGACAUAGCUGCACUUCGCAUUCAUCAGGAUGAGGCACUGGCUGAAGAGACAACCAAUCCUGCUCUGCCCAACGCCGCGAACAUGAGAGACGCAGCCAAGCCGUGCUUAUUUCUCGACAAGAUCCCGGGCGAAAUCCGCAAUCGUAUCUACGAGUUUGCUCUGGUUGGCGAAGACGGCGAAGCUGUGCUGAAGUACUGCAUCCUGAAUCCCACGUCCCCAGCGUUCACCGAGGAAGAACAUCAAGAAGCAAAGAGGGAAAAACUGCGAGCGAUUACUCACUCCGUCCAAAUCGCGACAAGACAGCUCGAGGGAAAUCGGGCCGAGCUUGAAGUAAUCGACUGGCGAAUUGAGACUCUGGAGGAAACUCUUGAGGCGUAUACUGAGGAGUCUGUUACCAGGUCUGAUGCAACAUAUGAUUUGCGUUCGCUGCGCUCCCGUCGCUCGGAUGCCGGUCGAGCGAUGAGCCGUUUGAGGUCGUCCAUCGCCGACGACGAGCGACUGAAACAGCGAAUACUUUCUGGCGAGGUCCGUGUCGAGCCAGAACUGCCGAGACUGAACGCUCACGAAAUCCCACUGGCAGUGGAUGAUGGACAGAUAAAGCAGAAGCGAGAAGCUUUCCGGGACGAGAACAACAUUUUUGCCCUGGCUCGUACCUGCAAGCAGAUCCAUGAGGAGUGCUCUGGUCUGGUCUAUGAGUACAACAAAAUCAAGUUUGUCACCAUGCCAUUCUCAAGCAGAAAGUCGUCGACCGACUUGCAGCUUAAGCACAUUGUGGCACGUCAGAGCGAAUCGGGAGAAUUACAGCAAGGUCUGAUUAUUGACGUCGGCGAAGUUCGCGAAACAGCCGAUCGAGAACUUGAACUUUUCAUCGACGCGAACCAGCACAGCCUUCGAACGCUUCGAAAGUCAUCCAAGUCUCUGGCAUUACAUUUCCAACUUCAAGAUGUGAGAUGGAAUCAACACCAAUCCCGACUCUAUCACGAACCGGUGGUGUGUCGGCUUUCUAUAGACAGCCCGGAAUCCGUGGUCUCUCAGGUCGAUGCACUGCUGGCGGCCGAGUCUCAGCGACUGCAUGCUGAACGUCUCGCGUUCAUCAAGACCAAAUUGGUCAAGACCUUCUGGCCGCUGUGGGCUGUUCGCAAUUUUCUGUGA